Megalopta genalis is the source of this 1097-nucleotide messenger RNA. NCBI's taxonomy places the organism in Eukaryota, Metazoa, Arthropoda, Insecta, Hymenoptera, Halictidae. The record is from RefSeq and is a predicted model, not a curated record.
CCGUGAGCGUUAGUAGAACUGUUUACUGUCGUACGAGCAACACGAUGGAGUAUUUGAGCUUCGAUGUGACGAACAAGACGCUCUCGUUGAAGAGAGCCGAGGUUCCAACACCGAAACCGAAUGAAGUUUGUGUUAGAGUAGCGUUCUCCGGCGUCUGUGGGACCGAUCUUCACAUUCUAGAAGGAGCGUUUCCUUGCAAGAAAGAAGGCUCGUUGACGCUCGGCCACGAAUUUUCGGGCGUGAUCCAGUCGGUCGGAUCAGAGGUCAAAGCUUUCAAGGUUGGGCAAAAAGUGGUGGUCGACCCGAACGAUGGUUGCAACAAGUGCGAGUGUUGUCACAAAGGGACUUACCAAUUCUGCAGCACCGGUGGCUUAAAUAGCACCAUAGGCAUUUACAAAGAUGGCGGAUGGGCCACUCACGCCCUCGUGCCCGACACACAGGUCUACGCGGUGCCCGAUGACGUCGAGCUGCACAAAGCCGCCCUCACCGAGCCCCUCUCUUGCUUGGCCCACGGAUGGGACAAGAUUAACCCAGUCAACGUCGGUCUUAAUGUGCUCGUAAUUGGCGCUGGAAUAAUUGGCCUUUUGUGGACCUGCCUGUUACAUUUACGCGGCCUCAGGAAAACCGUAACGGUCAGCGAACCUCACGAGAAACGGCGCAGCAUGGUGUCCAAACUCGAUUUGGAUUUCGAAACGAAGACUCCGGAUCAAUUGAAGGAAGGGUACGAUUUAAUUGUCGACUGCAGUGGCUCGGGACCAGCUAUGCAGGCAUCCCUGCCGUUGUUGAGAUCCGGCGGCCGUUUAUGCGUCUUUGGCGUUGCCAGUCCUCAGACGAAGUUCACCAUCGAGCCGUACCAGAUUUUCAAGAAAGAGUUAAGUAUUAUCGGGGUAAACAUAAAUCCUUUCACAUUCCCGGAAGGUUUGGCUCUGCUGAGAGCGAUGUCCGAUAAAUAUCUUGAUUUCAAUAAGUUAGGUAUUAAGGUAUACGCUUUGUCUCAGUAUCGCGAGGCUUUGCAAGCACUGAAAACUGGGGAGAUCAGCAAAGCGGUGUUUAAGUUAUAAGUAAACUAUUCACGAUUACGUCGAACGUUUAUAAUA